AUGGAAGAUGCGCCCCAUGUGACUCCCCGCCAGAUCUGGGCGAACCCGACGACGACCUCGACCAAGACCUAUUCGUCAGGCUGUACCCCGUUCGUCUUACCUAGCAAUGGAGUCAUACAUGUCAACAAUUCUUACGCUUUCACCCUCACCGAUAAUGCCGUCUAUGAACCAGUCUGCACUGGCGAUCCAAUGGAUUAUACCCAUGUAUCGGCGGUCCUCGACACCCGCGAUCCGUUCUACUCUUCCGUCACCCCCCAGCUAUACGCGAUCGGCUGCGCAACUGUUGUCAGCUACGUCCUCGUUAUAAUUCUCCUCAUCACUCCCCGAACAUUCUUCAUUGGUGGCCCCGGCGGCGGCGCAAACUUCCUUGGAAGACAUGGCAUGAUCAGUGGUUCAUAUAGUGGGAACUCGUCUGUCGUCGGAGUCGGAGGUCGGCCAUGGCUGCAGAAGGUAGCGGCGAUCCUCGUCGCGAUAUCACUGACUAUUGCCACGGUGGACUCUUUCAAAGUUGCCGACCUACAGUACACAUACGGAUACUCAGAUGCUGAGGCUCUAUCGGAAGAAGUUAUUGAUGGGACGGAGAUUCGCAUCGUUCGCGUGAUCUCAAGUACAUUCCUCUGGCUGGCGCAAGUCCAGACCUUGAUUCGCCUUUUUCCCCGACAUAAGGAGAAAGUGAUGAUCAAAUGGGCCGGAUUUGCGCUAAUCGUGCUAGACACAACGUUUAGUGUCUUGGAGAAUUUCUAUGUCAAGAAUACCUCUCCACGACCCCGGCUAUACGAUGAUGCGAUUCCUGCGCUCAGUUACUUAUUUGAGCUGGCACUCAAUCUUUUAUAUGCCGCAUGGGUUAUUUUCUAUUCGAUUUCGAAACACCGCUACGCCUUCUUCCACCCUAAGAUGCGCAAUAUUUGUUUUGUGGCUCUUUUGUCAUUAUGUGCGAUUUUGAUACCGGUGGUUUUCUUCGUGAUGGAUAUCGCACGCCCUGAAAUCGCGGGGUGGGGUACCUAUAUCCGAUGGGUUGGCUCCGCUGCUGCGAGUGUGGUGGUUUGGGAAUGGGUAGAGCGCAUAGAAGCGCUAGAACGCGACGAAACGAAAGAUGGAAUUCUUGGAAGAGAGGUCUUUGAUGGGGACGAGAUGCUCGAAGUGACUCCGUCCGAGGAGGUUGACUGGCCUCGCUACGCCCCAAGAAACGACAAAGGAGGCGGAAGCGGAUUGGCUCAUCGUCCUCUCCGAACUCGCGUUGGCAUCCGUGGAACCCGGAAUCGGGGCGCCCAAGCCAGAGUGCCAAAUUCCAACAAACUUGCAGCUCCUCGGAACCCGAACAACCCUCAACCUACUCCACCUCCAGCUACCACAACACCGGUCAGCCGCACGGACACCACUAGCGCCGCAAGCACGGUAUAUAAUGUCCACUAUCAUCCAGUUGCCAGCCCGACACCACCCGUGGCGAUGCCACAGAUGGAAGAAGAAGAAGAAGAAUUUGAGGAGGACAAGGAAAUCGAGAUCGAGGGAGAUUGGGCACCCGAUGUCGAGAACAAUCUACCUCCCGAAGAAGCCAGGGAACAAUCACCGCACAUCGCCCCCGCCGAUCCGCGCUGGCGCAAUCUCAUCAAUCAUUUCAAACGAAGACGCGCAUCCCUUCCCCGAGAAGUGGCCUUCGCUCAAGCCGUCGAAGAAACAAUACCAGGAAGCGAAGGCUACUCAUCCGAUGAAGGCCCAGAUGCACAAGCCUCGCAGGCACGAAUCAACAACUCCUUUUUCCAGCGCAAAGGGCUCUCCAGCGCCGGCCAGCAAAAUCCCAACGCACCCCUACCCGUCACCGUCAUCCCUGCCCGACGCCGCGGCCAGCACACCUGGUCUCCCCAGAACCAUCUGCUGGAACCAUCUACACCACAUGAGCCCCAGCCCCAGCCCCAAGCCCAGCCCCAGCUUCGUCCUGGCCGCUCUGAUCUGCCUGUACGGGUCAUUCCAUCCCAGCCACAAGCCUCGGCCCCCUGGACCGAUGCGGACAUGGAGCACGGCGGCAAUUACGUCUUGCGCUAUGAUCCCGAAACAGCCGAGUUGAUCGAUGAAGACGUAAGUCAGAUUCGAGACCGCGCUCUCCCCGGUGACCAUCUGAGCUGGACGGAGUCGACGACCUCGGAGAGGAACGAUGCCGGUCGUGCUCAAGACGCGCAGCAUCGACCCGGUCAUGGGAAUGAAUCGUCCUGA
Molecule: messenger RNA, 2208 nt
Organism: Penicillium atrosanguineum
Lineage: Eukaryota; Fungi; Ascomycota; Eurotiomycetes; Eurotiales; Aspergillaceae
Product: PalH/RIM21 family protein
Exons: 3
Coding region: 1-2208 (735 amino acids)
Biological process (GO): cellular response to pH
Cellular component (GO): plasma membrane
Source: RefSeq, a predicted model, not a curated record